AUGACCAAGUUCCAGGAAGCGGUGACGUUCAAGGACGUGGCUGUGGUCUUCAGUGAGGAGGAGCUGAGGCUGCUGGACUCCACUCAGAAGAAGCUGUACCAAGAUGUGAUGCUGGAGACCUUCUGGAACCUGCUCUCCGUGGAGGACAAGCAUCAAACUAAGAAUAAGAUCGAGACUCUUGAAAGAUUAAGGUACCAUUUAUAUGAAGAGCUUUCCUGCAGUGUAAUCUGGGAAAAGGUUGUAAGAGAAUUGACUAGAAAUCAAGAUUCCACGAUAAAUCUCCAAGGGAAGAGAGAGAAGCAGUUUAAGUGUGAUGAGUGUGACAAGGGCCGCAGCCAGAGUUCUUACUUUCACACGCAUCAGAGAGCGUACACAGGGGAGAAGCCCUGUACAUACCGUGAAUGUGGCAAGAGCUUCAGUCAGACUUCCUCUCUCCAUACCCAUCAGCUCAUUCAUCCAGAAGGGAAGACUUUUAGGUGUGAUACUUGUGGGAAGCAUUUUGAUAAUAGCUCUGAUCUUAACACCCACUGUCAGGUCCACAGUGGAGAGAAACUCUAUCUCUGCAGUGAGUGUGGGAAAAGCUUCAGGCAGAGCUCACAGUAUGAAGCUCAUCUAAGAGUCCACACAGGAGAGGAGUCAUUGAAAUGUGAGGAUUAUGGAAAGGGCUUUAGUGAACGAUCAGAAUUUUAUAAUCAUCAAGUCCACUUAGGAGAGCCUCCCCAUCAAUGUGAUAAGUGUCUUAAGUGUUUCAAUAGUAAGUCAAGUCUCCAUGUCCAUCAGAGAGUCCAUACGGUUGAGAGACCUUAUAAGUGUGAGGAAUGUGGGAAGACCUUUAAUUGGAGUUCACAUCUGUAUGUUCACAGGCGGGUUCACACGGGAGAAAAGCCCUAUAAAUGUGAGAAAUGUGAUAAGGGCUUCAGUCAGGCUUCGCAUCUUCAGGCCCAUCAGAGAAUGCAUAGUGGAGAGAAACCAUACAAGUGUAAUACGUGUGCUAAGGGCUUCAGUCGGAGUUCAUAUCUUCGGGUUCAUCAGCGAAUCCAUACCGGAGAGAAGCCAUUUAAAUGUAUGGCAUGUGGUAAAGGCUUCCGGCAGCGCUCCUAUCUUCACACACAUCAAAGAGUGCACAUGGUGGAGAAACCCUACAAAUGUCAUGACUGUGGAAAGGGCUUUUGCCAGAGUUCUUCUCUCCUUGCUCAUCAGCUCAUUCACACUGACAAGAAAUCCUUCGAAUGUGAAAAGUGUGGGAAACUCUUCAGCUGGAGCUCGCAUCUUCAGGCCCAUCUAAGAGUGCACACAGAGGAGAAACCAUUCAAAUGUGAUGAUUGCGGGAAGGGUUUUAGUGGCAGAUUUGCGCUUCGCAGCCAUCAACAGCUCCACUCAGGAGAGACCCCCUAUCAAUGCGAUAACUGUAUGAAGGGUUUCACUAGUAAGGCAAGUCUCCGAAUCCAUCAGAGAAUUCACAUGGUUGAGAAACCUUACAAGUGUGAGGAAUGUGGGAAGUGCUUUAAUUGGAGCUCCCAUCUCUAUGUUCAUAGGCGGGUCCACACAGGAGAGAAACCCUAUAAAUGUGGGGAAUGUGGUAAGGGCUUUAGUCAGACUUCACAUCUUCAGGCCCAUCAGAGAAUCCAUACUGGAGAGAAGCCAUACAAAUGUAGUAUAUGUGCUAAGGGCUUCAGUCGGAGUUCAUAUCUUCUGGUCCAUCAUCGAAUCCAUACUGGAGAGAAACCAUUUAAAUGUGUGGUAUGUGGAGUUUCCACCGAAGAGAAACCCGAGAAGUGUGACAUAUGA
Messenger RNA from Chrysochloris asiatica (Cape golden mole), 1788 nucleotides. Its product is annotated as zinc finger protein 227-like. Gene Ontology annotation, biological process: regulation of DNA-templated transcription. Lineage: Eukaryota; Metazoa; Chordata; Mammalia; Afrosoricida; Chrysochloridae. The record is from RefSeq and is a predicted model, not a curated record. The coding region runs from base 1 to 1788 and encodes 595 amino acids. The transcript has 6 exons.